AUGGCGCCGCGAUACUUUGGGCGACUGCCGGGAAAAGCACCAGCAAGUGCCCCGCCUACCCCGGCGCCGUUGAAUAGGAGCAUUAGAGAAUAUGUCAAAGCUGCCAAUGCUGUGGCGAAACCAGGCUCUUGGACAGCAAAGCCAGAAGUCCCCUCCUCUAACGAGAUUCUUGGUAUCGAUGAUGGUAUCAACCCUGGCGAUGCCGUCUAUCUUAUGCCAAACCAAAUCGAUGGGCCAUGGGAAUCUCGAGAUACCUACCUCAAAGCACACUACGAGCUUCUUCGUGAGGAUGCAAUUGCUCCACUUCGAGAUGCGGUGGCCUAUGUCCGCCAAGACCCGCGAAUGUUAGAUACCUUGGACGUUUGCAUCUAUGAGAAGGUUCAUAUCGUUGGAAUCACCUGUGCCCAAGCAGGGAUUGCCGUCAGAGUCCAGUUCUCAACGGCUCGAGCAGGCAAGAAUAUCGUCUGGGAAUAUUCCCAACGGCUGACGACUGGUAAAAUUGUUGCCCUGACCCCUACUAAUGAUGGCUUCAAACGACGAUGCGUUGUCGCCGUUGUUGCUGCAAGACCUUUGGAGGCCCUCAAGUCGCACCCGUGCGAGAUUGAUCUAUUCUUUGCCAACCCCGAUGAUGCGGAGUUUGACUACCAACAGGAAUGGCUCAUGGUGGAGUCAAGGAAUGGAUAUUACGAGGCAGUCAGACAUACCCUGAUGGCUCUCCAGAAAAUGAGUACGGAAAGUUUCCCGCUUUCCGAAUACAUCUGUGAUCUGAGUCACAAUGUAGCGCCGCCAGAAUAUGUCAAACGGGACUCUAUUAUUGAUAUGGCAGAGCUCUACUGUCAUUCAGAUGGACCGUCACGGGUAAAUGUGCUCGAAGAUUGGCCGUCCCCACCAGAAUCACUUGAUGGAUCCCAAUGGAAAGCACUGCGACAAAUCUUAACGAAAAGGUUGUCUAUUGUGCAAGGCCCGCCCGGAACCGGAAAGACGCACGUUUCUGUUGUCGCUAUAAAAACAUUGCUUUCGAAUAUGGCUCGCAAGGACCCGCCAAUUAUCAUCGCUGCACAGACCAAUCACGCUCUUGAUCAGCUCUUGCGCCAUGUUGCAACUUUUGAGCAGAAUUACGUCCGGCUUGGUGGAAGGAGUACUGAUCUCGAGAUCAGAAAACGAACAGUGUUUGAACUAAGGAAAAAAUAUAGCAUUCCUUUCGUUGUCGGAGGGGCGUUAAACCCCGCCAGAAAACACCACAAGCAACUUACAAAUCGGCUUGUGGAGUUAAUGGAACCUUUCAUACUGGAAAGGUCGAGCUUGCCUCUUCCCGCCACCCUUUUCCUCAAGCUAGGCAUCAUUACUCAAACGCAACACGAUUCAUUGAUCAAAGGCUCCGAGGGCUGGAUCUGCUCUGGUGACGAAAUGGACCCAGUUUCCUCCUGGCUAGGGGAGGGUAGAAUUAAGUAUGAUGUUACGUACAAAAUGGAGAAUUUCGGCUUUGUCGAAGACGAGAUCGAUCUCGAGUAUGAGCAACUAAAGGAGCUUGAAGCUGAACAAGGUCUUGACGAUGAUGAUUACGAAAGUCUUAGAGGUCAAUAUAUGGCUUUGAAGGAAGGAUAUCUUGGCCGCAUGAAUCCCAUGAUCACCGAGAAGGCAGUGAACGCCCAAUAUUUGAAAUGCGAUGAUAUGUGGAAGAUCCCAGCAUCUGCCCGUGGUCUUGCAACAAAUUUGAAGGUCGGCAAGUGGGAACGAGAUUCAAUUAUUUUGCGAGAUGCGAGGAUAAUAGGCAUGACGACCACUGGCCUCAGCAAGUAUAGAGCUCUCGUGUCGAGCAUCAAACCGAAGAUAAUUCUGGUUGAAGAAGCCGCCGAAGUGCUUGAGGCGCCUGUCGCCGCUGCAUGCGUUGAAAGUUUAGAACAUCUCAUCCUCGUCGGCGAUCAUAAGCAGCUCCAAGGACAAUGCUCCCUGAAGGAACUGGAAGGCGAGCCCUUUUACCUCAACAUUUCAAUGUUCGAACGACUCGUUCACAAUGGCGUCGAGUUCAAGUGCUUGACAAAACAGAGGCGAAUGGCACCUGAGAUCCGAAGGAUGCUUGCGCCGAUUUAUCAUAACUUGGAAGAUCAUGAGGCUGUUUUGAAUCGACCUGGUAUCCCUGGGAUGGGUAACUUGAGUUCUUAUUUCUUUUGCCACGCGUGGCCCGAAUCCUCCGAUAGCCUUCUAUCCAAGUACAACGAGAACGAAGCCAAGAUGGUUGUGGGAUUCUACCUCUAUCUGUUUAUGAAUGGAGUCUCCGCAGAACACAUCACCGUUCUGACGUUCUACAACGGGCAGCGAAAGAAGAUUCUCAAGGCAUUGAAAGACGCUCCAUUACUACAAGGGCAGUAUGCCAAAGUAGUCACAGUUGACUCUUAUCAAGGGGAGGAAAACGAAGUCGUGCUACUGUCACUUGUUCGUAGCGGCGAACACAAUAUCGGUUUUCUCUCUGUUGAAAACCGAGUCUGCGUUGCCCUGUCGCGAGCCAAACGUGGUUUCUAUAUCUUUGGGAACGCGGAAGCCCUUUCCAUUCGAAAUGGGCUCUGGUGGGAGGUUGUUCAAAUCAUGCGGAAAGAGCCGAAGCGACCCCGAGACGUGGAAGAAGCUGGAUGGGGGGUGUCUAUCCCUCUUUUUACCCACGAAAGGGUCAGGUGCGGACGGCCCUGCCGUCAACUCCUUCCUUGUGGCCACGAGUGCAAGAAGAAGUGCUUUCUUUCUUGCGAGUGCGAUUGUGAUAUCGCACAAAAAGCAGCCACGAUACAAAAGGCGGCGCAAUAUCCUGAAAAUAUAGCGGCGGACAUGCAUAUCAAACAGUUGGCGUCUGUUCAGCGCUAUCGGGAUUUUGCAAAUGGAGGUGCAAAAGAAGCCGAUGCUCAGCUUGUUCGCCAGACGAAACAGCUGGCGAUUGAGGAGGGAUUGAAACUUGCCGAUGAGCAAGCUUAUGAGUCGUUGUUUGGGGCCGAGGAAACCGAUCCAACUCCAGCAGAACACAGCGUCGUCGAACGCGUUCCAAACAUCAAUGGCCCGUCUCGGUACCGCUACACUCAAUACUAUUCGAGCGCCCCCGCUAAAGUGAGUACUGGAGGACCGAAGCAAAGCGAGCCCAGCCUCCUGGAUCUUUAA
Molecule: messenger RNA, 3141 nt
Organism: Uncinocarpus reesii 1704
Lineage: Eukaryota; Fungi; Ascomycota; Eurotiomycetes; Onygenales; Onygenaceae
Exons: 6
Coding region: 1-3141 (1046 amino acids)
Biological process (GO): regulatory ncRNA-mediated heterochromatin formation
Cellular component (GO): nuclear RNA-directed RNA polymerase complex
Molecular function (GO): helicase activity
Source: RefSeq, a predicted model, not a curated record